Molecule: messenger RNA, 747 nt
Organism: Cantharellus anzutake
Lineage: Eukaryota; Fungi; Basidiomycota; Agaricomycetes; Cantharellales; Hydnaceae
Product: telomere stability and silencing-domain-containing protein
Exons: 2
Coding region: 1-747 (248 amino acids)
Cellular component (GO): nucleus
Source: RefSeq, a predicted model, not a curated record
AUGCAGACCUCAACUAUCCUCAUUUCCACUUUUCCACCUUUUCCUACCCUUGCCCUUGAUGUUCCAAAUGAAACGCACGUAGAGGACCUUCCUGGGUUCUUGGCUUCCCGAUUCCCUCAUGUCCCAUUCCACCUUCCCUCUACAGUCUUGUCUUCGGCUUCUGGUCCAUUAUGUCUUGAUAAUCGUCCAAUAUCCUCUCUCAUAUCCAGACUUAAGAAUGAGGUAUCCCACCCGCAACUAAUUUCUCUGCGACUUUCACCGUUGGUCAUGGGUGGCAAGGGAGGUUUCGGUUCUCAAUUGCGUGCAGCGGGUGGUCGCAUGAGCUCUCAGAAGACAAGCAACAACGAUAGUUGUCGCGAUCUUAAUGGCCGCCGUAUCAGUACUGUUAAGCAGGCACAACAGUUGGCGGAGUAUGUGGAGAACGAGCCAGCACGGAAGAAAGCUGCCGCCGAGGCGCAACGAGCUAAACUUGAGGCGUUAGAGAAAAGGCUAGGGAUUGAACCUAAAGCUGGCUCAAGUUCAGGACCUGUGGCCGGCCAGAAGCAUCGCUUUGAUGACACGGAGUAUCUGGAGCAGAGCAAGGAUUUAGUUGAUGGCGUCAAGAGUGCAGUGGCUGCGGGUCCGUUGUAUUUCCUUGGUUUGUUUUUCUUAUUUGCUGAUCGUGGAGACUCUAGGUCUGCUGAAAAAGCGAAAGAAGGCGAAGCUGUCGACCGAGGCAGGUUCCUCAUCGAAGGACGCGAAGAAUGA